Messenger RNA from Caretta caretta (loggerhead turtle), 1778 nucleotides. RefSeq names its product ST6 N-acetylgalactosaminide alpha-2,6-sialyltransferase 1 (gene ST6GALNAC1). The record is from RefSeq and is a predicted model, not a curated record. Gene Ontology annotation, molecular function: alpha-N-acetylgalactosaminide alpha-2,6-sialyltransferase activity. NCBI's taxonomy places the organism in Eukaryota, Metazoa, Chordata, Testudines, Cheloniidae. Gene Ontology annotation, biological process: oligosaccharide biosynthetic process.
AUGCGAUCUCUCCGGAGGAGAUUUGUGAAGGUGCCCCGGUUGAUCUUCUGGCCCAUUUUUGUGACAGUCUUUCUGUUCCUUGUUGUCUCUUUUAGCUCCUUCUUCGGCUUUUCAGAAAAAUGUCUUCACAGGCCACUCAUUUAUUUGCAACAUGCCAAAGAAAUGCCAGAAAGAGACAUCCAACAGAGCAAGCUCCACACUGUGCCCACUGAAGGGGAUUCCUCGAGCCAGCUAAAUGUGAUACUGGGCACAGACAGCAAUAGGCUGGAGCAAGAUAUGGUUAAGAGAAUGGCGUCAGAUAAAGGAGAGGCCACGGAGGAGCAAGCAGAGGAUAAGAAUGUAAUAUCAGCAUCCAAUAAGAUGCAAACUCAGGAUAAGAGUGCCCCACCAGCACCCAAGGGGAAGGAAGCCAAUGCAAAGACCAUAGCCCAAGACCAAGCAAAACCAAAACCAAAAAAGGCCCCUGUGUCAACUAAGCCCGGUGCGCUGAGACCCACUACAAAAGGCAAGGUUCAUCCCAGCCUCCCGAUGCAGAACAUAGCCCCUCCCACAAUGCAGAAUGUCACGACUCAGGCUCCUACAGUGGCAGAAAAGAGAAGGCUGAGGAUUGCCGAUUUCAAGUCCGAGCCUCGGUGGGAUUUUGAGGACCGCUAUAUCUUGGACAGUUCAGCCCCACAGUCGCGCUGCCCCGAUGCCGUGAGGGCCAAAGCCACCAAGUCUGCCUGGCUGAGGGACCUUUUCCUGCCCAACAUCACGCUCUUCAUAGACAGGAGACACUUCAAUCACAACGAGUGGGAACGUCUGGAGCAUUUCAAACCACCGUUCGGCUUUAUGGAGAUGAAUUACUCAUUGGUGAAGGAGGUCAUAACGAUGCUGCCACCCAACCCCUACCAGCAGGUCCUCCUGGCCAACAACACCAGGCAGAGGCCGACCUGUAUCAGCUGUGCCGUGGUGGGGAAUGGUGGGAUAUUAAACAACUCUGGAAUGGGCCAGGAGAUCGACUCCCAUGACUACGUGUUCCGGGUGAGUGGGGCCGUGAUCAAAGGUUACGAAAAAGACGUGGGAACAAAAACGUCCUUCUAUGGAUUCACAGCCUUCUCCUUGGUGGCCUCUGUUGUGACGCUGGGGAGCAAAUUCAGCAAGAUCCCAAUGGGAAAAGAGAUCAAGUACCUUCACUUCCUGGAGGGCACGAGGGAUUUUGAGUGGCUGAAGGCUCUCCUGCUGAACAAGAACGUCAGGAAGGGAUUUUUGGAUGAGUAUGGACCCAGACCACGGGACAGAUUCAGUAAGGAUUUCAAUCUGGACAAUUAUCUGGUCAUUCACCCUGAUUUCCUCAGAUACAUGAAAAACAGGUUUCUGAGAUCCGAAAGUCUGGAUAAGUCCUACUGGGCACUAUACAGACCCACCACAGGGGCCUUCUUACUGCUGACUGCCCUCCAUCUCUGUGACCGGGUGAGCGCCUAUGGCUUCAUCACAGAUGGCUACCAGAAGUAUUCGGAUCACUAUUAUGACAAGGAGCGGAAACGUCUGAUCUUCUACACCAAUCAUGACUUCGAUCUGGAGCGAAGGGUGUGGAAAAAACUCCACGAUGCAAAUGUCAUGAAACUCUACCAGCGAUCCUGACCUGGGGCCAAAGGGACAUUGGUUGGAGAGUUUGACCCUCUCUGGCAAAAGGGUCAUAUGGGAAAGAAACUUGAAAGGCAGGGGUGCAUCCUGACUUCAAGUCAUAUUCUACUUCUUUUCAUGAAGGUAUGUUAAUUCUUUGGCACGGAAAUCUU